Molecule: messenger RNA, 2759 nt
Organism: Syngnathus acus (greater pipefish)
Lineage: Eukaryota; Metazoa; Chordata; Actinopteri; Syngnathiformes; Syngnathidae
Gene: wee2
Product: WEE2 oocyte meiosis inhibiting kinase
Exons: 11
Coding region: 847-2595 (582 amino acids)
Biological process (GO): regulation of meiosis I; protein phosphorylation; mitotic cell cycle
Cellular component (GO): nucleus
Molecular function (GO): ATP binding; non-membrane spanning protein tyrosine kinase activity; magnesium ion binding
Source: RefSeq, a predicted model, not a curated record
UCGCUCUGUUUUGUUGACGUAACCACUUCCGCCCACGUGCCCACAUGACUGGCUCCACUUGGUCUAUAGUGUGACCUAAUUUGGUUCGUAUUUAAUCCUGAAUCGCUUUCUGCUUGAAAAGAACGACCCUGUCGCACACAUUCAUUGCAAGGCAUCACUAAACAUGCAAUUGUCGAAAAAAAAAUUGUGCAUCAUGAAAACAUGAUUAACACAAGUUAUAAAGCCUACAUGUUUUUUUAUUUUUUUUAAGAUCAAAACAAACCAACCAACAAACAAAAAGGUUUGCAAACACUAAAUUCGGUUUACAGAUGACGUGUUCAAUUAAACAUUAACCCGGUGACAUCAUUUAUUUAAACAGGAAGUAAUUUACAUAUGAAGCGCGAAGUUCAAGCGUGGUGGUUAAGGAAAGUGGGUCGUUCGUGAGUAUACGUGAUAAAAGUACAUCAAAAUUCAGGGGUUAUACGACGUUUUAUGAACUCAAUAAAUAGAUUAACGAUCGGAUUAGCAGGUAAAUUCGCCCUUGCGACAAAUGUUACUAAUUCCGGUAUUGACGAUAGCCCAAAAUGUCGCAUAACAUAAUGUGCAAAUGAUAGGAGGAUGCACGCAAUGUGUUUGUAAAAAUGAUGAUCGCUACAUAUACCGAUCUAAACAAUUAAAUAUUUAAAAAAUAUAUGUUUAGUUGGUUUAUAGGGAGCAAAAAGAAAGUAGUAAAAAGGAAAUUAAUUUAAGAUAAACUUUAUUUUUAUAAAAGGUUUUGGUCACAGAAAAUGCUUACUUAACAUUAUUGGAAGUGAAGACAGUUUGAAAUUUUGAUAUUUCAAGAAUCAUGAUGUAGAUCCCUAUAAUAUGCUUAAAACACAUAAAGAUGAUAUGUCAGACUUAGUUGGCUGUCAGAUGUUUGACAACUCUGUUGUAAAUGAAGGCCCCAGCAUGGCGAAUUUGUUCGAUGAGAUCUCCCAGCGGCUGGAUUUCUCCAGUUGUGGAAAGGUCGGCAGUGGCAGCCGCAGCCGCAGCAGCAGUGGCAGCGACAACAACUCUGAUGACUGCACAUCUAGGAUGCAAAGUCCCAGCAGCCCUGCGUGCAGAACACCCAGGGUGCAGCGCCACCGCAGUCGAAACAACGCCAUAUCUUCACCUUUGAACUGCACCAGCCCCAUUCCUUACGCCACUUGGAAGAAGUUGAGGCUUUGCGAUUCCCCCAGCACUCCAAAGAGUCUGUUGUCCAAGUCGUCGCAGCCUUUUUCCAGCACUAAAAUAAAUCGACAACCCAGGACCCUGCGUUUCGCCUCGGCUGUUUCAAGCCUCAUCCAGGUGCCUUCAGUCAAUGUGAACCCAUUCACCCCCAAUUCCGAGAACAGGUUCAGUGAGCGGCAGUGGAAAAAUUGCUGUAGGAGUGAUACUGAUGCAGACUAUGGACACAGAUUAAAACACAGCCUGACAUCAUCAGAGGAGGAUGAUGAAGCCUUCCUACCACCAAAGAGGCAAGCUGUCCAAGCCCUCAUGUUGUCACGGUACGAAAGUGAGUUCCUGGAGCUGGAACGUAUUGGCGUGGGUGAGUUUGGAACCGUUUACAAGUGUGUGAAGAGGCUGGACGGUUGCCUGUACGCCAUCAAACGAUCCCGACGGCCCCUCGCAGGCUCUGCAAACGAGCAGCUGGCUCUUAAGGAAGUGUAUGCACACGCAGUUCUUGGCCACCAUCCCCAUGUGGUUCGCUAUUAUUCUGCGUGGGCCGAGGAAGACCACAUGAUUAUUCAGAAUGAAUACUGUAAUGGUGGAAGUCUCAGUGAUGUCAUCAAGGCAAAGGAGAUGAAUGGGCAGAUGUUUUCUACAGACGAGUUGAAAUAUUUGCUAUUGCAAGUGUCUAUGGGUCUGAAGUACAUCCACAGUUUAGGACUUGUGCACCUGGACAUCAAACCGAGUAAUAUUUUUAUCUGCCAGCGUACUGUUUCAAGCACAGCAGGUGAGGUGGAGAGUGAGGAAGAGGAGGAUGAAGGAAACCACCCAGCAGGAAUUGUGUACAAAAUUGGCGAUCUGGGUCAUGUGACAUCAACCAGUAAUCCUCAAGUUGAGGAAGGGGACAGCCGCUUUUUGGCCAAGGAGAUUCUUCAUGAGGACUACACCCAUCUUCCCAUGGCAGACAUCUUUGCUUUGGGACUUACCGUGCUGUUGGCUGCAGGGGCUCCACCAAUGCCCCAAAAUGGAGAUGAGUGGCAUCGGCUCCGAGGGGGUAACCUUCCCAUGCUUCCAAGGGAGCUAUGUGCUCCUUUAAGAGACCUGCUUCUGUUGAUGUUGGAUCCAAAUCCCACCAAACGGCCCUCAGCCAAGGAGCUGUGCAAGCACAGCGUCUUAAGACAGGAGAAGACCGGAAGACUGGCGGCGCAGCUGCGGCGUGAGCUAAACGUAGAAAAGUUCAGGACAGCCAUGCUUGAAAAAGAGCUCCAAGAGGCACGUCAGGCCGCUCUUCCCCCCAUGAGCCCUCUGCCUGACUUGAAACUUCUUGAAAAUACGGGGUCACUACCAAGAUCUGGGAGGAAACUUGUGGGUAGAAAGACUGGGCGGUCCAUGAGCUUUGGUUGUCCAGGGUAUCAAGUGUGAUGGGAGGAAGCCCCAUUGGAAGCUUGUCCAUUGGUGUGCAUGUAACCAUUUUGCUAGUUCUGAAAAUAAGUGAUUGCAAUCACUUGGCAAGUGCUAGUUAAACCACAGUGUACUUUGCUAUUUUUAAUUUUUUUUUUACUGUGAAUAAACAUUUUAAGAAUUAA